GGCAAGCGCCACCGUCGUGCCAUAAUCUAUCACUCAGUUGCUGUUUGCAUUGGCACUUGAGCGGAUUAUAGAUUUGUUUAUGUUAUCCCGCAUUGAUCGUUUCGAAAUGACCUUCGAGGACGCAGAUGAUACCAGAUAUGUGAUAAGCGGAGGACCCGAACCCAAGAACAUUACCGAAGGAUACGGAUCGCUCGGAGCUUUUCUCAGAAACCGAAUGCGUUUGAAUGGCAACGAUGUUGCGGUGAUUGACGGUAUCUAUGGCACUGAGUUGCGUUACCUGGAAUUACUGGAACAAGCUUCCCGAUUGGGAGAGUGCUUACGUACUCUUGCAGGGAUUCAAAUCGGCGAUGUGGUCGGAAUAGUUAGUGAAAAUCGGCUGGAAUUUCCACCAGUUUUGUUUGCCGCAUUCUUCGUCGGAGCAACAGUGGCGCCAAUAAAUCUUACCUACACCGAACGUGAGAUGGAACAUGCAUUCAAUUUAUCCAAACCGAAGAUAAUCUUUGCGUCACCAUUCUCCGCCGACCGAGUGGUGGCCGCCGCCAGGAAAACCAAACACAUAGAACGCAUUGUUUUGUUUGGAGAGGAAAACCCUUUCGGAAACGAUGUGAUACUCUACAAUGAUUUUCAAAGCUCCGUCUCGUUCGUCAAUCCAUUGAAUUUUUACAUUCCACCGGUGAACAUUGACGAACAUGUGGCCUUGAUUAUGUGUUCCUCUGGUACGACUGGGUUACCGAAAGGAGUACAACUCACUCACGCCAACUUGCUGGCUAGCAUUGCUUUGUUGAAGGAAUCGUCGCAGCUUAUGGAUCCCCCGCCUGGUGGAAUGGUUUUGCUCGGUGUUCUGCCAUGGUUUCACGCAUACGGUUGCCUGACUCUGAUUAACAUAAUUUGCAACAAGCAAAAGCUGGUCUCGCUUCCAAAAUUCGAGGAGGGUCUAUUUCUUAGCUGCAUUGAAAACUAUCGCUGCACUAUGGUGUUCGUCGUUCCGCCGCUAGUCGUUUUCCUGGCCAAGCAUCCGUUAGUUGACAGUUACGAUCUGUCCAGUGUUGAUACUCUACUGUGCGGUGCAGCUCCAUUGAGCAAGGAAACGGAAGAUUUAGUCAAGCAACGCUUGAACAUUCGGCACGUUCGUCAAGGCUACGGAAUGAGCGAAACUACGCUCGCCACUUUGGUUCAAAGUGAAGACAGUCACAAAGCUGGCAGCGUUGGAAAAGUUCAAGUGGGGACACUAGCAAAAAUAAUUGAUCCGAAGACUGGAAAGAUUUUAGGUCCAAACCAGCUCGGUGAGUUGUGCUUCAAAGGUUCACAGAUCAUGAAAGGGUACAUCGGGAACGAUCAAGCCACUCGUGAAACGAUCGAUCACGAUGGAUGGUUGCACACUGGUGAUAUUGGGUAUUUUGAUGAGGAUAAAGAAUUUUUUAUUGUUGAUCGAUUAAAAGAAUUGAUCAAAUAUAAAGCCUUUCAAGUGCCACCCGCUGAAAUAGAAGCGAUAUUGUUGACCAAUCCAAAGGUGAAAGACGCAGCUGUAAUUGGUUUACCAGAUGAAGAAGCUGGAGAGCUUCCAUUGGCAUUCAUCGUAAAACAAGAAGGUGUAGAAAUAACCGAAGCUGAAAUUAAACAGUACGUAGCCGAACGAACUUCACCGGCGAAGAGACUUCACGGAGGCGCCCGAUUUAUCAACGAAAUACCAAAGAAUUUAAGUGGAAAAAUACUACGAAAAGACCUGCGAGCGAUUAUACAGAAGCCAAAAUCGAAGCUUUAACAUUUCUGCUAAACUGGAACUAUUUCGGAAAAUGGGAACAAGUCAGCUUAUUUCAAUGGUGACAAUAAAUUUCGGGGAUUUUA
Sabethes cyaneus is the source of this 1845-nucleotide messenger RNA. RefSeq lists its product as uncharacterized. Gene Ontology annotation, biological process: fatty-acyl-CoA biosynthetic process; long-chain fatty acid metabolic process. The record is from RefSeq and is a predicted model, not a curated record. The transcript has 4 exons. Gene Ontology annotation, molecular function: long-chain fatty acid-CoA ligase activity. Lineage: Eukaryota; Metazoa; Arthropoda; Insecta; Diptera; Culicidae. Bases 80 to 1762 code for a protein of 560 amino acids.